Drosophila montana is the source of this 1784-nucleotide messenger RNA. RefSeq names its product shugoshin-like. The record is from RefSeq and is a predicted model, not a curated record. Gene Ontology annotation, biological process: meiotic chromosome segregation. The coding region runs from base 143 to 1471 and encodes 442 amino acids. The transcript is spliced from 2 exons. Lineage: Eukaryota; Metazoa; Arthropoda; Insecta; Diptera; Drosophilidae. Gene Ontology annotation, cellular component: chromosome, centromeric region; nucleus.
GAUAAGUAAUAUAAUAAUAAAUAUCGUACACAUUCGAUUGCACAUUUGUGUACUUUUGUGUAAUAAUCGAUGCCACAUUAAGCAUCGACGCCAAACUCAAAAUAGUCUUUGCCUGGCGCUGUGUGUUUAUAUUGAUGGGAUAAUGGAGCAGUACAAAUUAAUAAACGCGGAAUUGAUGGAUCAGGUGCAAAAGCAGCGAAUAGCCAUUGGAGAAAUGCGAAAGGCCGAGGUAUUACUCCAAAGGCAGUUGCUAGAAGAACGUGAAAUGCGUUUGGCCGACGCGCAGCUUUUCGAAAAUAAACUGAAGUGCGCACUGAGGACGUUCAUCCACUCCUUAGAUGUGAACUUGAAUGGCAACAGUGAUUAUCCUAGAUCGCGAACUUCAGUGGCAUCGGAUAAUGUUAGGCAUAGUCAUUACAGUAGUAGCCAAGCCUGCUCAGUGUUGCGCCGUUCCAGCGCCCUACUUCAAAGAAGUCUGGCCGUAUCACCUACAAGACGGAGUCGGAGUCGGAGUCUAAGUUCUUGUAGUGUCAUAAGCCAUAAUAGCUCGCGGGAUGAGGAAAUCAAGGAGUCUAGUCCUGUAAAAGAAACAUUGGUAAUCUUCAGGAAAACACCAGAGCCACGGCACUUGGUUGAGCUGCAGGCAAACAUGGACUCGCCUGAUAUCCAAGAAGCAGUUCCAACAGCUGCUGCUUCACCAGACCAGUUACUGGUGUCUCCAACACCAGUCGCUGAUAUGUAUUCUAUUAUUGAAGAGAGCGAUAGUGAGGAUAACACUUUAUCCUCUUCACUUAAAUUGCAUGAGACACAGAAACUACGUGCCUCGAGCAGCAGCAUGGAGAUGUCCCCGUUGCCUCUGCGUGAUGUGACCAACAAAACAGAGGGUCUGAUUCCCAAUCUAAAGAUCACAAAAGCACAUUGUAUACCGUCAUCCACUCAAGAUGAGACUGAGAACACUAUGAAAGAUCCAAGCAUAGAGCAUGCAAAAUGUGAUUUCCAGCAAAGUUCUCUGCCAGCUAGCCAAAAGAUUACAAAAGCGCACUGUAGAUCAUCGCGUGUCCACAAAAAUGACACUAAGAGCGACAGUCAGGAGCCAAGUAUAGAACAUGUAAGACUGGCUGCCCAAACGAAUUCAUCGAUGCAUGUGAUAAUUCAGUGCGGCUCUCCAAAUGCGGGGCCAGCACUAACGCCACGCCGUAGUCAAUUAAACUUUAGUAGUUUCAACGGAAUUGCUGAUCGACCGUGCGAUAGCAGCACACCGCGGCGAGGCCAAGAAACGUUGACCACCAAUUGGAAACCUGCCUCUGCAAAGGCGAAAGUGAAACGCACAAAAAGCGCAAACAGCAGGGCGGAGCAAUCUAGUACUGACGGCUCGAUGUCUAGUCGCCCUAGCCGUAGCUGUCGGCCCAAGUCGCUUAAGGAACCCAAAUUAAAUUCCAAAAUGCGAAAUGAGUCACUAACCAAAGAAUAGUUUAAUAUUGCAUAUACAUGUUUUUUGUCUGUUUCUUGUCAAACCUGAAAAAAUAUAUAUGCUCUAAUCGCUAUUUAUAGAAGUUGCAAUGUUAAGAUCUGUCCGAAAGUAGUGAUUUGCCGUAAAGCUAAGAUAUUCAAAAACGUGAGUUCAGUUGUGAGCAUUAUACGCCCCUUAGGGAUCCAUCGCCAGGAAGAUAGCGUAACGGGUUUUAAAGCGAUUUACAAAUAUAAAAUAUAUUGAAUGGGAAAUUGUGUGUCUAGGAUUAAAAGUGUUUUGGUAAUAUAAAAAAAAAAACAUUUUGUAAAUAAUA